Arabidopsis thaliana (thale cress) is the source of this 1897-nucleotide messenger RNA. It is a transcript of the gene PTB2, whose product is annotated as polypyrimidine tract-binding protein 2. Gene Ontology annotation, cellular component: P-body; nucleus. Bases 690 to 1637 code for a protein of 315 amino acids. The record is from RefSeq and is marked reviewed. Gene Ontology annotation, biological process: regulation of translation; seed germination; regulation of alternative mRNA splicing, via spliceosome. The transcript is spliced from 10 exons. Lineage: Eukaryota; Viridiplantae; Streptophyta; Magnoliopsida; Brassicales; Brassicaceae. Gene Ontology annotation, molecular function: RNA binding; nucleic acid binding; mRNA binding.
GAUAAAACGCACAUAUGGAUUCUCCCAAAUAAAUCCCUAUCACCAAAUCUUCUUCUCUUCUUUAUCUUCCCCAACGCGAAACCCUAAUUUCUCUGCAGAUUUUUCCCAAAUCUCAGCUCUAAGAUUCGUUGUGAGCAAUGUCUUCUGUUUCAAGCCAGCCACAGUUUCGUUACACGCAACCUCCUUCAAAGGUUCUUCAUUUGAGAAACUUGCCAUGGGAAUGCACUGAAGAGGAGUUAAUUGAACUCGGAAAGCCUUUUGGUACUGUUGUUAAUACAAAAUGCAAUGUUGGAGCUAAUCGAAAUCAAGCUUUCAUUGAGUUUGAAGAUUUGAAUCAAGCUAUACAAAUGAUAUCUUACUAUGCUUCUUCUUCGGAGCCUGCUCAAGUUCGUGGUAAAACUGUCUACCUCCAGUACUCCAACAGGCAAGAGAUAGUGAACAACAAAACGACAGCGGAUGUUGUGGGGAAUGUUCUUCUGGUGACUAUCGAAGGCGAUGAUGCUCGUAUGGUCAGCAUUGAUGUCUUGCAUCUGGUAAGUGGAUCACACACCUAAUUGGUUUCGUUAGAUGAUGUAAAUAAUAAAUAUAUUGCUAAAAGAUGUUUUGGAGAAAUGCCGAUGAUUAGGUUGUAGGUUGUCGUGCUUUUGAGAAUUUUCUUUUGACGUGAAUGUAAAUGGAUCAGCAGGGCCAUGUCAAGGCAAUAUCUUCAGUGGCAGCCUAAUGCAUUAGGAGAAAGAGCACAUGUAUUCUCAGCAUUUGGGUUUGUCCACAAGAUUACUACUUUCGAGAAGACAGCCGGAUACCAAGCACUGGUUCAAUUUACUGAUGCAGAAACUGCAACCGCUGCAAAACUUGCCCUCGAUGGAAGAAGCAUCCCUAGGUAUCUACUCGCUGAGACCGUGGGACAAUGCUCACUUAAAAUCACAUAUUCAGCUCAUACAGAUCUGACUGUCAAAUUUCAGAGUCAUCGGAGCAGGGACUAUACUAAUCCUUACCUUCCCGUUGCUCCAUCAGCCAUUGAUAGUACUGGUCAGGUGGCUGUGGGUGUAGACGGGAAGAAGAUGGAACCUGAAAGUAAUGUUCUUCUCGCAUCUAUUGAAAACAUGCAGUAUGCAGUAACCUUGGAUGUUUUACACAUGGUUUUUGCGGCUUUUGGGGAAGUUCAAAAGAUUGCAAUGUUUGACAAGAAUGGUGGGGUACAGGCACUGAUCCAAUACUCAGAUGUUCAAACGGCUGUGGUGGCGAAGGAAGCAUUGGAAGGACAUUGUAUCUACGAUGGUGGUUUUUGUAAGCUCCACAUUACUUAUUCACGCCACACCGACCUCAGCAUAAAGGUGAACAACGAUAGAAGCAGAGACUACACAAUGCCCAACCCACCGGUUCCAAUGCCUCAACAACCCGUUCAGAAUCCAUACGCCGGCAAUCCACAGCAAUACCACGCAGCAGGUGGGAGCCACCACCAGCAGCAGCAGCAGCCACAAGGUGGAUGGGUCCAACCAGGAGGGCAAGGCUCUAUGGGAAUGGGUGGUGGUGGUCACAAUCAUUACAUGGCACCACCAUCUUCAAGCUCAAUGCAUCAAGGUCCGGGUGGUCAUAUGCCUCCACAGCAUUAUGGUGGUCCUGGUCCAAUGCAUUAGAGAGAGAAAAGAAAGUCCCUCAAAAGUCGAAGACAAAGAAAGAUGUUUAAUCUCUCUCUUUAUUUCUCUUAGCUCUGUUUUUUAAAGUUUGGAACACUUGUACUUGUGUCCAAAAGAUGUUUUUUUAAGGAUAAAACCAUUUGAGAAAUGUAUUAGAAGCUCUUGAUUUCUCUAUCUAUGUCUCUCUCUCGCCACUCACCAUAUCAUUUUCAUUAUCAAAACUCUGUCUAAUCAUGUACAAGUGAAAAAUUAUUAUUGGC